CCUACAGAUCCAGAUGAUCCUCUUGCAGAUCAGAACAUUAAAGAUCGCUACUAUGGUAUAAAUGAUCCUGUGGCUGACAAGCUCCUCAAGCGAGCUUCUACAAUGCCUCGUCUGGACCCCCCUGAUGACAAGACAAUUACCACACUGUAUGUCGGUGGUCUGGGCGAUACUAUCACUGAGUCUGACCUUAGGAAUCACUUCUAUCAGUUUGGUGAGAUUCGGACAAUAACAGUGGUCCAGAGGCAGCAGUGUGCAUUUAUCCAGUUUGCUACCCGACAAGCUGCUGAAGUAGCAGCAGAAAAAUCCUUCAACAAACUCAUUGUGAAUGGCCGUAGGCUUAAUGUGAAGUGGGGCAGAUCUCAAGCAGCGAGGGGGAAAGAGAAGGAACGAGAAGGGAUUACAGAAUCUGGUCUAAAACUGGAACCAGUUCCUGGUCUACCUGGAGCUCUUCCACCUCCUCCUGCAGCAGACGAGGAAGCGGCUUCUGCAAACUAUUUCAAUCUAUCUCCUAGUGGCCCUCCAGCUGUUGUAAACAUUGCCCUUCCGCCACCUCCUGGCAUCGCGCCACCGCCACCCCCAGGAUUUGGGCCACACAUGUUCCAUGCGAUGGGACCUCCACCUCCUUUUAUGAGGGCUCCAGGCCCCAUACAUUAUCCUUCUCAAGAUCCACAAAGAAUGGGUGCACAUGCGGGAAAACACAGCAAUCCUUAACCCCACUGACUCCUUUCUUAUUUUUCUUUGGACAAGACAUUUAAAUUUGUGGCAUAUCACAUACAGUUACAAUAAAUCUCCCUCGUUUCUGUGCACCCAGCACAGAUUUAAUCUUAUUGUGUUUCACAGCAACAAAAACUGACCCCCUGUAUAAUAACCAAAAUUCUUAACUGGGGGGGGGGGAGGAAAGAGUGGUUUCUGUUUAAAAAGAAAAAAGAAAUAAAAGAAGAAGCAUAUCUAUGAAUUUUGUUUAAAAAAAAAUACAAUUUUGCUAGAGUUACAAGCACCAUAAAUUCCAUUUUGCACACCCUUGAUAAGUCUUUUGACUUAUUGUUAUUUUAAGUCUGCUUACCGCCAGCCAGUUAACAGUGGAAUUGACCCAAGCCUGUUCAGGUCUCGGUCACACCUUCACAGCUCAGUUACUCUUAUCACUGUUGAAAUUAGCUCCAGAUUCCUCCUUGCACUGAGCUGGACUGGCAUAACGUGGAAAGUCUCAGCAGACUCCCUUGAAGAUCAUGCAGAUGGUGUGCCACUUUGUAUCAAAGCUGUUUCUGUCAUUCAUGAUCCUGGCUGUAAUACAUGCUAUCAAAA
Protobothrops mucrosquamatus (brown spotted pit viper) is the source of this 1302-nucleotide messenger RNA. Its product is annotated as pre-mRNA-splicing factor RBM22-like. Gene Ontology annotation, cellular component: U2-type catalytic step 1 spliceosome; Prp19 complex; U2-type catalytic step 2 spliceosome. Gene Ontology annotation, molecular function: pre-mRNA binding; U6 snRNA binding. NCBI's taxonomy places the organism in Eukaryota, Metazoa, Chordata, Lepidosauria, Squamata, Viperidae. The transcript has 5 exons. The record is from RefSeq and is a predicted model, not a curated record. The annotation marks the transcript as partial.